Messenger RNA from Aspergillus puulaauensis, 1266 nucleotides. RefSeq lists its product as uncharacterized. Lineage: Eukaryota; Fungi; Ascomycota; Eurotiomycetes; Eurotiales; Aspergillaceae. Gene Ontology annotation, molecular function: FAD binding; catalytic activity. Bases 1 to 1266 code for a protein of 421 amino acids. The transcript has a single exon. The record is from RefSeq and is a predicted model, not a curated record.
AUGUCAAACCUGAGGGUUCUCGUCGUGGGGGCAUCCAUCGCAGGACCAACGGCAGCCUACUGGCUCGCCAAAGCCGGCGCAAAGGUCACAAUUAUCGAGCGCUUUUCACAGAUACGCCCAAAUGGCCAAAAUAUUGAUAUUCGGACAUCUGGCGUCUCUGUAAUGCGGAAGAUGCCCGGGAUGGAAGAGGCAGUACGAGCAAAUACCCUGCCUGUCGAGGGCAUCAGCCUCGUCCGCGAGAACGGCACGCCCUACGGAACCAUCGCGCCUACAGGGGAUGCUAAUCAACAGUCUCUCAUAUCUGAGUAUGAGAUUCUCCGUGGUGACCUAGCACGCAUUCUCUUCGACCUUACAAAGACCCACAAGAACAUCAAGUAUGUUUUCGGCGAACAAGUCUCCUCUAUACAGCAAGAUGAACGGAGUAACGGGCCUGCUACGGUCGAGUUUAUGAACGGAUAUCCAGCCACGGAAUACGAUCUAGUUGUGGCCUGUGAUGGCGCCACAUCACGAACUCGCGCUAUGGGCCUUGGUUGUGGUAUCCGGGACUAUAUACACUCACUAAACUCCUGGGUAGUCUUUUUCUCCAUAAAGAAGGACUUGCUCAAUGGGGGCCAAAUAGGAGAGGCAUACAGUGCCCCUGGAGGCCGCUUUAUCUGCAUGGGAUCCGACUCAUCUGGCAUAACCCGCGUUGCAAUGAUGGGUAUCAACCCACGCAACGCCCACGAAGCCGCAAAACCAUUCCGUGAAGCCAACAAACUAGGAGCCGAUGCCCUCAAAGAAUACAUGGCCCAGUACUUCCGUGGAGCGGGCUGGAAGUGCGACGAGGUCAUAAAGGGCAUGCUGGAUGCGGAUGACUUUUACGGGAGCGAGAUGGUCCAGGUCAAGCCGCCGGCUCUGCUUAACGGGCGGUUUGUGCUGGUUGGCGAUGCAGGAUAUGCAUCCGGUCCCACUGGUACGGGCACCAGUCUCGCCCUUACCGGUGCGUACAUAUUAGCCGGUGAGAUCUGCAAGAACGGGAGAGAUGUACCGGAAGCUCUGAAGGGCUACGAGGAGCAGAUGCAGCCUUUCAUUAACGAGAUGCAAAAGAUUCCACCUUUUAUACCGGGGAUACUGGCGCCUCAGACGGCCUGGGGUUUAUGGCUCCGAAACGCUUUUUUUGCAUUUAUAUGCUGGAGCAGGAUACCGGCGCUCUUUCAAAAAUUCUUCGGCGCGUCUUCUGCCCAUUCGGAUGAUUAUAAAGUGCCGGACUACGAAUGGACGGAGUAG